This is a messenger RNA of Oppia nitens, 2092 nucleotides long. RefSeq names its product T-complex protein 1 subunit zeta-like (gene CCT6). The transcript is spliced from 6 exons. Gene Ontology annotation, biological process: protein folding. Gene Ontology annotation, molecular function: ATP-dependent protein folding chaperone; ATP hydrolysis activity; ATP binding. Lineage: Eukaryota; Metazoa; Arthropoda; Arachnida; Sarcoptiformes; Oppiidae. Gene Ontology annotation, cellular component: chaperonin-containing T-complex. The record is from RefSeq and is a predicted model, not a curated record. The coding region runs from base 193 to 1803 and encodes 536 amino acids.
CAAUAGCCGAGAGAGACAUCUAGUGAUUAGACAUCAGUCAGAGUCGAGACAAUCGUAUGAAAGCAUUGAAAGCGUGUUUCACAUCAAGUGUUUGAUUGAAAAUAUAAUAAUACAUUCAAAAUAAAACUUUUUCAAAACCAGUGGUCACUAAUAAAUUAAAAGCCGAUAACCCGAACCACACAACCGAACACAAUGUCAGCCAUUCAUUCGUUGAACCCGAAGGCAGAGGUUGCCCGACAUCAGCAGGCAUUGGCCGUCAACAUCAGCGGUGCCAAAGGUCUACAAGAAGUGUUGAAAACCAAUUUGGGACCAAAAGGCACAAUGAAAAUGUUGGUCAGCGGCGGCGGCGAUAUUAAGAUAACAAAAGACGGAAAUGUUUUGCUACACGAAAUGCAAAUACAACAUCCGACAGCAUCGCUAAUAGCCAAGGCGUCGACCGCACAGAACGAUGAGACCGGUGACGGAACCACUUCGACAGUACUACUUAUCGGCGAACUUCUCAAACAGGCUGAGCUACAUAUCAGUGAUGGAUUACAUCCACGAGUUGUCGCCGAUGGCUAUGAUUUGUCCCGAAAGAAGGCCUUAGAAGUGUUGAACGCCAUCAAAGUUGAACACAAAGAAGUGGAUCGCAGUGUUUUGCUUAACGUCGCCAAGACGUCCAUCCGAACCAAACUGACUCACAAAUUCUCCGAUCAUUUAGCAGAGAUCUGUGUGGACGCCAUACUGGCCAUCAAACAGGACAAAAAACCGCUUGAUUUGUUUAUGAUUGAGAUCCAAGAGAUGCAACACAAGUCUCUUGAAGACACAAGUCUUAUCAAAGGUUUGGUCUUAGAUCACGGCGCCAGACAUCCAGAUAUGAAAAAACACGUAAAGAAUGCUUAUGUUCUUGUAAUGAAUGUAUCGCUUGAAUACGAAAAGACGACAGUCCAUUCGGGAUUCUUCUACAAGACGGCUGAGGAAAGGGAACGACUGGUUGACGCCGAAAGAAAGUUUAUCGACGAUAGAGUGACAAAGAUUAUUGAGCUAAAGAACAAAGUUUGCGGCGACGACAAGGAGAAGAACUUUGUGGUUAUCAAUCAACAGGGAAUUGAUCCGAUUUCGUUGGACAGUCUGGCCCGAGCCGGCAUUGUUGCACUCAGACGAGCCAAACGACGAAAUAUGGAGCGCCUGAGUCUCGCGUGCGGCGGUUUUCCGAUGAACUCAUUGGAUGAGUUGACUGCCGAAUGUCUUGGUUAUGCCGGCCAAGUCUAUGAGCAUACAUUGGGUGAGGAAAGGUAUACGUUUGUCGAGGACCUGAAGAAUCCAUUGUCGGUGACAAUACUGAUUAAGGGACCGAACAAGUAUUCGAUAGUUCAGGUAAAAGACGCCAUUCACGAUGGUCUGAGAGCCAUCAAGAAUGUGUUCGACGACAAGUCUGUCGUUCCCGGCGCCGGUGCAUUCGAGGUCGCUCUUUAUUCGGCACUUAUUGAUUAUAAAAAAGAAGUGAAAGGAAAAGCCCAGUUGGGUGUACAGGCCUUUGCCGACGCCUUACUGGUCAUACCGAAGACAUUGGCCUUCAAUGCCGGCUUUGAUCAACAGGACGUCAUUAUUAAGUUGUUGAACGAAUAUCACGCAACCAGACAGCCGGUCGGCGUUGACCUAAACACUGGCGAAGCAAUCAAUCCGUUGGAUUUGGGUAUUCUCGACAACUAUAAAGUGAAGCGACAGCUCAUCAAUUCGUGUACAACCAUUGCUUGCAAUCUAUUAUUAGUCGAUGAGAUUAUGAGAGCUGGACUCACAUCACUUAAAGGCGACAGAAAUUGAAGUUAAUAUUUAAAAUCAAAGAUUUUUUUUUAAUAAAUUAAUAAAUGGUUUUUAACACACUAUUAAUUAUAAACAAGGCAAUUUUUUGUAAUUUGUUUAAAUAUACUUAUUAUUAAUAUUUUUUAUUUAAUUAAUUAUAAUCAUAUUUACAUUAAAAACACAAAAAAGUACACAAUUUGUGAGCGAUUUGUCAUUUUUUGUUUGUUUUGUUUAAUUUAAAUUUAAUAAUAGAUCCAAAACCUGAAAAAUAAAAAGAGUUAUAACUGAUUGCACCGAUUUGUUGAAAAAA